AUGGCGGAAGAAAUUUUUGGUAGUCCGUUUGAGAUCCUGAAGAAGAUCGUUUCUGUGGCGUAUCAAGUGGUUUUACUGCCACAUCUUUCGAACUUGCACGACGUAUUUCACGUUUCGCAACUUCAGAAGUAUACUCUGGACGCGACUCAUGUAUUGGAUUUCGAACUAGUUCAAUUGAAGGAGAAUCUAACUUUUCAAGUUGCUCCGGUUCGGAUUGAUGAUGUAAGCGACAAGAAGCUCCGCAGAAAAGAAGUUCAAUUAGUUAAGGUGGCUUGGAGUCGAUCAGGCAUCGAAGAGCAUACUUGGGAGUUGGAAAUAUACAUGAGGAAGGACUAUCCGCAAUUAUUCACAGGUAACUAA
This is a messenger RNA of Arachis ipaensis, 360 nucleotides long. RefSeq lists its product as uncharacterized. Lineage: Eukaryota; Viridiplantae; Streptophyta; Magnoliopsida; Fabales; Fabaceae. The record is from RefSeq and is a predicted model, not a curated record.